CGCUCCCGCCCGCCGCGGCCAGGAGGGGUCCGCGGGGCGGGGAAGGGAGCAAUGGGGAGCCCCGCGGCCAGUGUGCCUGUUCCCGCGUGCAGCCCCGGGCCCUCACGGGUGACUUGGGCAGCUGCCGAGGGUCCUUUUAACAGCCAGCCCCCCCAAAGGGAAGCGACCGAAGAGUAAGGAGGGGUGAGGACUGGGGUGCAGGAUUUGAGGGGCGGGGACAGACGGCGUUUGGAGAGCUUUUUCCAGAAACUAUCCGGAACUCAGCUCGGUUUCUGAGACCGCCCUAAGGGAUUUCUCAGAGAAGGCGCCCCAGCAAUUGCUUUUCUUGCCGACUUGCUUUUCCUCCCGCGGCGCGGAGACCCACGUACCGCGUGCUCCGAAGGCGGCCACACACCCCAGCACCCAGGCUUGGUGUCGCCCUCCCGUCUGUCCUCCCGGGGGCGGGGGUGGAGCGGCCCCAGCCCCUGCUUUCUGGGGCGCGGGUCCUAAAAGGGCGCCUUCGUGUAGCGCGUCUGGACCACCCCCCCCGUGACGCUUCCUGUAGAGUGGGUGAAAGCGGGGAGAAUCGCUCUGCCACUGGCAAGAACAGAAUUUUCCCGUAGCCUUCGUCUGCGUCCUCCUUUUCAUUAUGUCUUGAUUUCCCCGAUGCACCCCAGAGCCGGCUGCAGCUCUGGCUCUCGGAGCUCGAAAAGCCCUUUAAAGGCUCCUCAGAGCGAAUUGCCCUGCGCUCCGGUCGAUGCCCAGGGAGUGGGUUCCGUUGGCAGGGAUUAUUUUAAACUGCUGCCAUCAAUUCACACGACACCCGACACCGGCAGCCCAGCCCGCGCCGUGCCCGCCAGAGGCGAAACAGAUUACGUCUACUUUGAGAACUCCUCCAGUAACCCGUACCUAAUCAGAAGGAUAGAAGAACUCAACAAGACUGCAACUGGCAACGUGGAAGCAAAAGUAGUGUGCUUUUAUAGACGACGAGAUAUUUCCAACACGCUUAUAAUGCUUGCAGACAAGCAUGCUAAAGAAAUUGAGGAAGAAUCGGAAACAACAAUUGAGGCAGACUUGACUGAUAAACAGAAGCAUCAGCUGAAACAUAGGGAGCUCUUUUUGUCGCGCCAGUAUGAAUCUCUGCCCGCAACUCAUAUCAGGGGAAAAUGCAGUGUUGCCCUUCUGAAUGAGACAGAGUCAGUAUUGUCAUAUCUUGAUAAAGAGGACACCUUUUUCUACUCAUUGGUCUAUGACCCUUCAGUGAAAACACUGUUAGCUGACAAAGGUGAAAUCAGAGUGGGGCCUAGAUAUCAAGCAGACAUUCCAGAGAUGCUCUUAGAAGGAGAAUCAGAUGAGAGGGAACAGUCCAAAUUGGAAGUUAAAGUUUGGGAUCCAAAUAGCCCACUUACAGAUCGACAGAUUGACCAGUUUUUAGUUGUAGCACGUGCUGUGGGGACAUUCGCUCGAGCCCUUGAUUGCAGCAGCUCAGUGAGGCAGCCGAGUCUACAUAUGAGUGCAGCUGCAGCGUCUCGGGAUAUCACCCUGUUUCAUGCUAUGGAUACGUUGUAUCGGCACAGCUAUGAUUUGAGCAGUGCAAUAAGUGUCUUAGUACCACUUGGAGGACCUGUUUUAUGCAGAGAUGAAAUGGAAGAGUGGUCAGCCUCUGAAGCUAGUUUAUUUGAAGAGGCACUGGAAAAAUACGGCAAAGACUUCAAUGACAUACGUCAAGACUUCCUCCCUUGGAAAUCAUUGACUAGCAUCAUUGAAUAUUAUUACAUGUGGAAAACUACUGACAGAUACGUGCAGCAGAAACGUCUAAAAGCAGCGGAAGCCGAGAGUAAACUGAAACAAGUAUAUAUCCCAACUUACAGCAAACCAAAUCCCAACCAAAUAUCUGCCAGCAAUGGCAAACCUGGUGCUGUGAAUGGAGCCGUGGGGACCACAUUCCAGCCACAGAAUCCCCUCGUAGGGCGAGCCUGUGAGAGCUGCUAUGCUACACAAUCUCAUCAGUGGUAUUCUUGGGGUCCACCUAAUAUGCAGUGUAGAUUGUGUGCAACCUGUUGGCUCUAUUGGAAAAAAUAUGGAGGCCUGAAAAUGCCCACCCAAUCAGAAGAAGAGAAAUUAUCUCCCAGCCCAACUACAGAGGACCCCCGUGUUAGGAGUCACAUGUCUCGCCAGGCCAUGCAAGGGAUGCCAGUCCGAAACACGGGGAGCCCAAAGUCUGCAGUGAAGACCCGCCAAGCUUUCUUCCUUCACACUACAUAUUUCACAAAAUUUGCUCGUCAGGUCUGCAAAAAUACCCUCCGGCUGCGGCAGGCAGCAAGACGGCCGUUUGUUCCUAUUAAUUAUGCUGCCAUUAGGGCAGAAUAUGCAGACAGACAUGCCGAGCUAUCUGGAAGUCCACUGAAAAGCAAAAGCACUAGGAAACCUUUGGCAUGUAUCAUUGGGUAUUUAGAGAUCCAUCCUUCGAAGAAACCUAAUGUAAUUCGAUCUACACCAAGCCUGCAAACCCCCACUACCAAGCGGAUGCUAACCACCCCGAAUCACACGUCUCUGAGCAUUUUGGGGAAAAGAAACUACAGUCAUCACAAUGGCCUGGAUGAACUCACAUGCUGCGUGUCGGACUGAGCUAUCUCUAUUUCAUACUAUAAGCCAAGACUCGCUACACUGUCCUGCUGAUGUUCACAGUCGUGCCUGGGAAGGAGGCAGCCCCAUUUCCAGCACAUUUCAGUGGGAGACCUUCACAUGUGCCCCCUGGAGACUCAGUGGGGCAGGGGAAGAAACUGUUAGGAGUGCACGGCGCCAAAGUCGCGUCUCCAUGUGUGAAUCAGUGUCACCUCGCUUUUCUCUCAGAGACCUCACUGUCCCACAGCGGGACCUGCCUGAAAAUUGAGGGGACGAGGGAGCCCCUCAGCCUCCUCCUUCUCCAGCACUCCGCUCCCAGGCACUGCGGCUCUUUCAGCAGCAGAGCUGCUGGGAGCUCAGAGCUGCUGCUGCCCUGCAUGUGUCCGCUCAGCCCUGUUGUUGGCGCCCUGAUGGUCUGCAGGAGGGACAUGGCAGCUUUCUGAAUGGAUUUUUCUCAAGGAAAGUGCCAGUGUAUGCAGUUCAUGAUAUUCCCCUAUCCUUGCCAUUACUGUCACUUGGCUUUUUCUCAAUAGGCUUCAUCUUUAUUUUUUUCUAAUGGGGAAGUUUUGCUCUCACCCCUGCAUCCUAUAUUUGACUCCCCCUCCUCUACCCCUCCUAGAUACAGAAUUAUGAGAUUCUGACAAAAAAUAAGAAAAUCUUCUUCGGUAAGCCUGUGAACUCUUCAUAUCAUCUGUAUUUUAUUGUUGGAGAGAAGCUGGUGUCCUACUUGGUUCUGCCUGGUCCCAGACAGCUCCAGCAAAAGCAGGUGUUAAAACGGAGCUGAGCGUGUGUAUCACCGUGACUAGCCAUUCGCGGACUGCCCUAUUCCCUGACAGCCAAGCCAGCCGCCGAGCAACUGCGGCCAGGUUAGUCCUUCGACAAGUCACAAACCCCCCAGGUUUAUUUUAAGCAGACAGAAUCUGUUUGGCCUAGGAGGGUGAAAUGAGAGAAGUGUGUUUGCAGGUGAGUGUGCAUAUAUGACACCACGAGCCCCCCCCACCCUUCCAGCCCAGACAUUUCUAUGAACACACGUGCCUAGGCCCCGGGAGAUGUGCCUAUGACCCAGUUUUCACUGGCUUGGGCUCUUCCUGUCUGCGCUCAGCACCAGCCCUUGCUGGCCCCACGGGCUGGCCAUUCUGCAGCUCUAUGCACACAGCUGCAGGGGUAGGAAUAACUUAGUGUCCCACAGCUCCCCAAGCAGAUAUGAGUCUGGCCACUCCCCUAUCCUCCAUUUGCAGGGACAGUCUGCAGGGCACAGGCUCACAGCACCGUGAAAGAAAACUGGAGUCUCUGGCCUUUGAGCUGUCCCUGGGGUCUGCAGCUGGAUGGCCAAACAACCAGGUGGUUGCAGGACAGAAUGACUACAAUUGAGCUGACACUCCCCUGCCCCCCAAGCAGAGUGAGGUAUCAUUAAAAUCACGAUGACACCGGAGAUGGCCAGAUCCUCAGAGGCUGGGUUCAGCUCAGCAAAGAGAACGUGAUGGAUGAUGGCUGACGGCAAUGCCCAGAGCUCGAGCUGCCUUUUCUCUCUCCAGUUUGCAGCCAGCGAGGCUUCUCUUCUAAGGCAUUGCUUCUCAUCUUUGGCUUUUGCCAGGGUGACCUGGGGAUGUUCUCACCAAUGCCAAUUCUUGGAGCUGUUCUGGGUCUUGGCUUGUGUUAGAGGUGCCCAGUGAGUGGGGCAGAGGUGACAGGCAUUGCCCUCAGGGUUCCCCAGAGAAUAGCCCCCUCUGAAAAGACCUAGGGAGACAAGGCAGCUGGCUCUCUGCAUCACAUGCCACAUGGUGUGUUCUCUCUAAAGAAAGACACGAGAAAGCUGUCUCAGUGCCCUGCCCUGGACUUACUGUCACUCAUGGACACAGGAGGCGCGAUGGCUCCCUGGCCCUUUCACGCUCCUCUCCUGACCCAUGUGAAAUGUGACUGUUGAUUGGAGAGCAGUCCACUUCUGUGACUCUGCUGCCAAGCUUCACUCUCUCUGCCUCUUGGGAGAGGCCCUCCUCAUCCAGGCCCAGGAGAUUCGGAGACUGAGGCCAAGCCCGGUCUGCAGGGAGAACAGGGAGUCUCCCACCCUAGUUGUAGUUCACAUUUAGCUUUGGUAAAAGCGCAGCUCGUUUCGAGCCACAUGUACCAAGAAAGCCGUUCCUUCACCUUGUAGUAAGAACUCCUGGUUCUGCAGCCUCAUCCUCCUACAGAGAGGAUGUUGACUAAGAUCUUUAUGUUCCCACUUCAUCUCUGGAAAGUUCCCCAGCAUUCUGAUUAAACAUUCAAGGGAAUAGAGAAACGACACCAAGGAGCCUCUGACAUUGGCCUUGGCCGUUCUGAGCAGUUGGUCCUGAGAGGGUUUCCCGGCCACCCCCUUCCUGGGGCCACAGUGUCUCCAUUGUGUGUGUUGGGGGCAUGUCACCACGGUGCAGCGAGCUUGUGGGGUAGACAGGCAGGUCUGUCUGCACGGCCCACGGCAGAUGUGCCCGGUGGCACUGUGCUGAGCCUGGUCUGUGCUCCCUUGGAUGAGGACAUGGAAGCUCACAAGCCAUCUUCCCAUUCUGCGUCACCACCUGCCCACCCCCAGAGAUGGUGCAAAAGAGGAGAGACUGGUUUUUAGCCCACCACUCACAACUCUACUUUGCCCACAGCCCGGUUUCUAUCAGUCAGUAUCCAACCAGGGACACAGAAGCCACUCCAAAUAUUUAUUUAUUUAUUUAUUUAUUUGAUUUAUUUUAUUUAUUUAUUUAUUUUGCCACUCCAAAUAUUUAAAACAGGGGUUUUAAUCCAGAGAAUUACUGAACACAGAAACAAGAAGAGGACAAACUCAGAAGUGGGGAACAACAGCAGGAAAUAGCCACCCCCCAGAGGCUGGUGGAGGCCACUUUACCAGAGCGUGGGGACUCGGGCCACUGGGAGGAACUGGGGACCACAGAAGGCCUAUCUGGUGGGAGCUGGGGCCUCGAGGAGGCACGGUCACUGCUGGAAACAAACCCCCAGGCAGGUGUGGGGAGAAAUAGCCUGGCUUCUCCUUUUCUCGUGCCCUGCAGGUUCUUCAGGUGCCUCUUGUUAGUUAAACCCAGCUGGAAGCCAGCUGACCUGGGGUCCUGGGACAAGCACGCUGCGGCGGUCAGCCCCCACCACUCAGAGCAGGGUGGGGGAGGUAGAGGAGCGGGUCUGAGGCAGGCAGGCUGCGAUGUGCGUGGCCUCGGUCUGCCCUGUGUCAUGUCCAGCCUGCUGUUUAUGCCCCAUGCUAUCCUUAGACCCCGGUGAGAGUAGACGCAGGAGCUGACCCCGUGGGGGUUUUGAAGACUCACUCACGUAGAGAGGAAAAUGUUUUUGGAAGGGAGGGGUAAAGCCUUUAUUCUCCACGGUUGUCCUUGUUUUCCUUUGGGGGAAUUCACCCGUUUAGCAACCCCACCUCACCAUUCCCCUCAGGAAAGCCAUGUCCCAGUUUUCUGCCCAUCCUUCCCCUUCGUUCCUCUGCCCCCAAUUUCUGACUUGCCCUGCCAGAGAACACUAGCCCAGACCAUGCAUCAGUGGUCAUGAGUGUUUCCCCAGGAUGAUUCAUUCAGAGCGUGAUAUUAGUGUGGACUGUCUGUCUGUAAGUAGAUACCAUCUACUAAUCAAUUUGUAUUGUGUUUCCAAUAAAU
Molecule: messenger RNA, 6236 nt
Organism: Zalophus californianus (California sea lion)
Lineage: Eukaryota; Metazoa; Chordata; Mammalia; Carnivora; Otariidae
Gene: MTA3
Product: metastasis associated 1 family member 3
Exons: 17
Coding region: 646-2607 (653 amino acids)
Biological process (GO): negative regulation of transcription by RNA polymerase II
Cellular component (GO): nucleoplasm; NuRD complex
Molecular function (GO): chromatin binding; transcription corepressor activity; transcription coactivator activity
Source: RefSeq, a predicted model, not a curated record